Messenger RNA from Ctenocephalides felis (cat flea), 1580 nucleotides. Its product is annotated as elongation factor 1-alpha-like. Gene Ontology annotation, biological process: translational elongation; translation. Lineage: Eukaryota; Metazoa; Arthropoda; Insecta; Siphonaptera; Pulicidae. The transcript has 6 exons. The coding region runs from base 88 to 1479 and encodes 463 amino acids. The record is from RefSeq and is a predicted model, not a curated record. Gene Ontology annotation, molecular function: GTP binding; GTPase activity; translation elongation factor activity.
UUUGCCGAAUUGUAAUAUCACUCCUUAUAUAAAAUUGUUAUUAAGUGCUCUUUUUCUCAAGUGCAGUUAAAAUACUUGUGAUACAAAAUGGGUAAGGAAAAGAUCCAUAUCAACAUCGUCGUCAUCGGCCACGUAGAUUCUGGAAAAUCGACUACUACUGGACAUUUGAUCUACAAAUGCGGCGGUAUCGAUAAGAGAGCUAUUGAAAAAUUCGAGAAGGAAGCCCAGGAAAUGGGAAAAGGCUCCUUCAAAUAUGCGUGGGUUUUGGAUAAAUUGAAGGCUGAGCGCGAACGUGGUAUUACAAUCGACAUUGCUUUGUGGAAGUUCGAAACUGCCAAGUAUUAUGUUACCAUCAUCGAUGCUCCCGGACAUCGUGAUUUCAUUAAAAACAUGAUCACUGGAACAUCUCAAGCCGAUUGCGCCGUACUCAUCGUAGCCGCCGGUACCGGUGAGUUCGAAGCCGGUAUCUCGAAGAACGGCCAAACCCGUGAACAUGCGUUAUUGGCGUUCACCUUGGGUGUAAAACAAUUAAUUGUUGGCGUCAACAAGAUGGACUCUACUGAACCACCUUACAGCGAAUCUCGAUUUGAAGAAAUCAAGAAAGAAGUAUGCUCGUACAUCAAGAAGAUCGGUUAUAAUCCAAAUACUGUUGCGUUUGUACCAAUUUCUGGAUGGCACGGGGACAACAUGUUGGAACCAUCCACCAAGAUGCCAUGGUUCAAGGGAUGGCACAUUGACCGCAAAGAAGGCAAGGUUGAUGGCAAGUGCUUGAUUGAAGCCUUAGAUGCUAUCUUACCACCCUCAAGACCAACAGACAAGCCACUCCGUCUUCCUUUGCAAGAUGUAUACAAGAUCGGCGGUAUUGGAACAGUCCCAGUAGGACGUGUCGAAACCGGCAUUCUCAAACCAGGUACUGUAGUAGUUUUCGCACCAGCUAACAUAACUACUGAAGUAAAAUCCGUCGAAAUGCAUCACGAAGCCCUAACUGAAGCCGUACCCGGAGACAACGUUGGCUUCAACGUUAAGAACGUCUCCGUCAAGGAAUUAAGACGUGGUUAUGUUGCCGGAGACUCCAAAGCCAAUCCACCAAAGGGAGCUGCAGACUUUACUGCUCAGGUUAUCGUUUUGAACCAUCCAGGUCAAAUUUCAAACGGUUAUACUCCAGUAUUGGAUUGCCACACCGCUCACAUCGCCUGCAAAUUCGCUGAAAUUAAACAGAAGGUCGACAGACGUACUGGUAAAGCUACUGAAGAAAACCCCAAAUCCAUCAAGUCCGGGGAUGCUGCAAUCGUUAACUUGAUUCCAUCCAAGCCUAUGUGCGUGGAAUCAUUCCAAGAAUUUCCUCCCUUGGGUCGUUUUGCAGUCCGCGACAUGAGACAAACCGUUGCUGUGGGAGUAAUUAAAAGCGUUGUGCACAAGGAAGCAACUGCCGGCAAAGUUACAAAAGCCGCAGAAAAAGCCACCAAAGCCAAGAAGUAAUUUCUUUAAAAUUUAUUAUGAAGAUAAUUUUAAGUUUAAUUUUAAUGAGAAUUCUUAAAUUAUUUUUGUAAAACAAUUAUAUUAAUUACUCUUACAAUUGC